UGGGUUUUAUCUGCUAUGAGAUGUUUUCCCUCCUUCUGGGUUUGCCUCCCCUGCUUCUAUUAGAGUAGUCAGUGCUAGCUUUUUUUCUGCCUGGACAUCUAUACUCUCCAGAACCUUGGUGCUCUAAAUUGAGCAGCUUGUUGUCAGCAUCAUCCCAUGCUUGAGCAUGCAUUUUUGCCUGCUGUGCAGAUGUUUUCAUAGGACAUCUGGCUUAGGUGCUGCCCUUCUGCCCCCAUGUGGGGUGUGAUCCUAAUGAACCUCUUUCUCACCCCAUCUCCAGCAUGCAGCAGUCUGACUGGCAACAGGCUGAAUUAAUCAGUGCCUUGGUGCCUCACACUGCCGUUCCUCUCCCUCUCUCUCUUUCUCUGCAGCGUUGCGCUCUGCGCACUCUCUCACUCUGUAUUACACUCUGCUUCUCUGUGAGUAGCAGCAUCAGCAGCAGCAUUGGAAGUUGUUGCUCAAGGCUCCCAGUGGUGCAGCAGUCUUAGCCCUGAUGCUUUUUAAACAGACAGAUUGGUGGAUGCCCCAGCAAGCCAAAAAUGGCAAAGAUGAGAUGACUGCAAAUUUGGGUCUGACCACAACAAAGGCACUGACUGUCCUCCGAGACCAACUCUCAACACUGUUGGAGGGGCAUCAGAAGGAUCGGAAGAAGGUAGUUUCAUGGAAGGAAGUGUGGAAGACCAGUUUCUUGCACCAUGGCAACCGUUGCUCUUGUUUCCAUUGGCCGGGAGCAUCUUUAAUGCUGUUGGCAGUAUUGCUACUAUUAUGCUGUCAUGGGAGCCAGCCACAAGGAAGUGAAGGUUCUGAAAUUGUAAAUGCCUUGGCCUUGUUCCUGCUGGUCCUUCUGGAUCUCUUCCUGAUUGGGCGGCAAGAGGGGUUGAAGUGUCGGGAAGUUGAACGGCGGCUUCGGAACAUUAUCAACAAAAUAGAUGAGGUUUUAAAAGAUGGCAAAGAGCCAAUUUGGGCAAGUACCAUGUACCCUGAUGUUCACAUGCCUUUUGCCCCAUCAUGGUCCCUCCACUGGGUCUACAGGGAUGGGCGUCUCAUCAAUCUCCCAGUUAGCUUGUUAGUAGAAGGUGAUGUUGUUGCUCUGAGGCCGGGACAGGAAUCUUUCACUUCUCUCAGAGGGAUUAAGGAUGAUGAACACAUUGUCCUGGAGCCAGGAGAUCUGUUUCCCCCCUUUUCUCCUCCCCCUUCACCCAGUGGAGAGAUGAAGAAGGGACCCCAGAAUCCCCAGCUGUAUCGACUAUUUCGUGUCACAAAAACACCAGUGAUUGACAAUGUCAGGUUAUGUUUGGAAAUGGCCUUGUCACGACCUGUGACUGCUCUGGACAAUGAAAGGUUCACAGUACAGUCAGUGAUGCUCAAGUUUGCUGUCCCUGUUGUCUUGACUGGCUUCCUCAUCACCAAUGCUAUGCGCUUUGUUUUCAUGGCUCCUGGAAUAAUCCCUUGGCAAUACACUUUUUUUCAGUUACAGGUCAAUGGUGUAUUGCCCAUCCUCCCAUUGCUGUUUCCUGUCCUGUGGAUUCUUGCUACUGCCUUUGGCGAGGCCAGAGUUUUGGCCCAGAUGAACAAGACCUCACCCACUUCCUUGCUGGCUAAGUUUUCAGAAGACACACUCAGCAGCUACACAGAGAUGGUAUCUUCACAGGAAAUGAUCCGUUGUAUUUGGAGUCACUUCUUGCGUGUUCUGAAGGGAAAAUCCCCAACUCUUACCUUUACUUCUAGCUUGCUUCACAGCUUGGGAUCUGUCACAGUGCUUUGCUGUGUGGAUAAGCAAGGAAUUCUGUCCUGGCCUAAUCCCAGUCCAGAGACGGUUUUGUUCUUUAGUGGCAAAGUGGAACCACCUCAUAGCAGUCAUGAAGACCUGACGGAUGAACUCUCCACACGGUCCUUCUGCCACCCAGAAAUUGAUGAAGAGCCCCAUGAAAGGGAUGCUCUUCUCUCUGGGCCUUUGUCAGAUGUUGUUCACAUCACCAAUGAGCAAGACAGGGCUGAGUGGUCCACCUGCAACACCCCUAAAUCUUCGGAUGCGCACAUUCACAAGAAACCCAGUGGUCGCAGCAAGCACCACUCGGGAUCCAAUGUGAGCUUUUCCAAAGACAUUGAAGGGGGAGAAGAGGAACCAGCGAAGGUUGAGGGUGACAACGAGGGACUGACCUGUGAGGCUGAAGACUUUGUAUGUGAUUAUCAUUUGGAGAUGCUGAGCUUGUCACAGGACCAGCAGAAUCCUUCCUGCAUCCAGUUUGAUGAUUCCAAUUGGCAGAUGCAUCUAACCUCCCUGAAGCCCCUGGGCUUGAAUGUGCUCCUCAACCUAUGCAAUGCCAGUGUGACAGAGCGCCUGUGCCGUUUUUCUGACCAUCUCUGCAACAUCGCCCUGCAGGAGUCGCACAAUGCUGUGUUGCCAGUGCAUGUGCCGUGGGGACUUUGUGAGCUUGCCAGGCUCAUAGGCUUUACACCUGGUGCCAAAGAGCUGUUCAAGCAGGAAAACUACUUGGCACUUUACCGCCUGCCGUCAGAUGAGAUGGUGAAAGAAGUGAUGGUUGGAAAGCUUUCAUUCAUCACCAAAAGGAGACCGCCUUUGAGUCAUAUGAUCAGCCUUUUUGUGAAAGAUACCACUACCAGCACUGAGCAGAUGCUUUCCCAUGGGACUGCGGACAUCAUCCUUGAAGCUUGCACAGACUUUUGGGAUGGCUCUGACAUUUAUCCUCUCUCUGGAUCUGACAGGAAGAAAGUGUUGGAUUUCUAUCAGCGUGCCUGUCUCUCAGGGUACUGCUCUGCCUUCUCUUAUAAGCCGAUGCACUGUGCCUUGUCCUCUCAGCUCAAUGGCAAGUGCAUAGAACUGGUGCAGGUCCCUGGACAGAAUGCUAUCUUCACCUCCUGUGAUCUCCCUGGCACUACUCCCAUCAAGCAGACCAGCCGGAGGAACAGCUGGAGCUCAGAUGGGAUCGGGGAAGUGAUGGAGAAGGAGGACUGCAUCCAGGCUCUGAGUGGCCAGAUCUUUAUGGGAAUGGUCUCUUCCCAGUAUCAGGCUCGAUCCGAUGUUGUUCGCCUGAUUGAGGGACUUGUCAAUGCCUGCAUUCGUUUUGUUUACUUCUCUCUGGAAGAUGAGCUCAAAAGUAAGGUAUUUGCUGAGAAGAUGGGUCUUGAGACUGGCUGGAACUGCCAUAUAUCCCUGACGCCCAAUGGAGAUGCUCCCGGGUCUGAAAUCCCACCUUCCAGCCCCAGCCAUGCAGGCUCCUUGCGAGACGACCUGAAUCAGGUCUCACGAGAUGAUGCAGAGGGCCUUCUGCUGAUGGAGGAAGAAGGACACUCAGACCUUAUUAGCUUUCAGCCAACAGACAGCGAUAUCCCCAGCUUUCUGGAGGAUUGUAAUCGGGCCAAACUUCCACGGGGAAUCCACCAGGUGAGGCCCCACCUGCAGAACAUUGACAACGUGCCUUUGCUCGUUCCUCUGUUUACUGAUUGCACCCCGGAAACCAUGUGUGAGAUGAUCAAGAUCAUGCAGGAAUAUGGGGAGGUCACGUGCUGCCUGGGCAGCAAUGCUAACCUACGAAACAACUGCCUUUUCCUCCAGAGUGACAUUAGCAUAGCACUGGAUCCUCUUUAUCCUUCCCGAUGCUCUUGGGAGACAUUUGGUUAUGCCACCAGCACUAACAUGACCCGUAUUUCUGAUGAGCUCACACCUCUUCAACUAUCUGGCCAGCUGAACAGUUUGUCUUGUUCCCUGUCUAUUUAUCCUGAAGAGACUAUUGGGAUCAUCAGACUUAUAGAACAGGCUCGUCAUGCAACAUAUGGCAUUCGUAAGUGUUUCUUGUUCCUGCUACAGUGUCAGUUGACUCUGGUCAUUAUCCAGUUCCUCUCUUGCCUGGUGCAGCUGCCUCCCAUUCUCAGUACCACAGACAUUUUGUGGCUUUCUUGCUUCUGCUACCCAUUGCUAAGUGUUUCCCUCCUGGGCAAGCCACCCCAUAGUUCCAUCAUGUCUAUGGCCACUGGGAAAAAUCUGACCUCCAUUCCUAAAAAGACUCAGCACUACUUCCUGUUCUGCUUCCUCCUGAAAUUCAGCCUCACCAUCUGUUCCUGCCUGGCUUGCUUUGGCUACAUGCUGCAAGAUUACUGUGCAAACUUCAACUCCUCUGCGUUCAAUGUAAAUGUCACAGGCUGCUCUUCUAUCACGCUGCACAGGGGUGUAGAACCCUCCCCUGAUUGGUUUGGAUCAUUUUCUAACAUUCUUCUCCUGGCUCAGAAGUUUACAGCUGGAACGAUUGUCUUACACACUGUAUUUAUAUCUGUCACCCAUGUCCAUCGUACUAAACCACUGUGGAAGAAAAGCCCCUUCACUAACUUCUGGUGGACCCUGACUGUGGUGGUUGUAUUGCUGGGUCAGGUCAUCCAGACCUUCUUGGACUUAACACUCUGGGUAAACCUUGAGUCUCCUGUGACCUACCAAAUGCAUGACAUUCCCAUGGCUUCCUGGCUGUUGGGUUUGCUCUCUCUUAUCUUUGUCGUCAUCAUCAAUGAAACAGUCAAGCUCCAUGAGAUCAGGGUUCGAGUCCGUUAUCAGAAGAGACAGAAGCUGCAGUUUGAAACCAAGCUAGGCAUGAAUUCUCCAUUCUAGGUGCUCCAAGAGGCCUGAAGGCUGCAUGUCACUUUUUAAAAUUGUCACAUCCCUUUGCUGGGAGAGAGAAACCAGCCUCGCAUGUGGAUCCCCGUGGCAGGAGUGGAUCAAGGCAUACCAACCCUCAAGUGAUGGCUCCAGCAGGAGAAGAAGAAGCUGGUGAAGAUGUAAUGCCACGGUGACGACAUUGGAGAUACAUGUAAUGCUGCUGCUGCUACUGCUGCUACUUAGGUUAUUUAUUUUUGUAACUCUUCCCUUGGAAUCCAGCUGAUUGACUUGGAUGCAAGAGUGUGCCCUUAUGCAAGGAAAACUAAUCCUGAUUUUCUUUUCUCCCAGUUUUUCAUAUCUGACAACAUACCCACACAUGCACAUGCAUACACAUCGUUCUUGCCUUGGUGACCUUCUUGUCAGUCGCUUCCCUUUACAUAAGAUGAUACCUAUUGGUUCAGGGGAGCACAGCACUAUUUCCCUAGGAAGGCAUUUCCUGGUUGUUCACCCUGCAGACAACCUCUGGGAGACAGCCCCCUCCUUCUCCUCACAAAGGUUGCUCUCCCUAACAACAUGGGUGGGAGGGCUCCCUUGCCACAGAUGAAUAGAAUUGCAGCAUGCCAAACAGAAAUGUUUGGAGGUUUGUCCACAAGAGUGUAACUUUGUCAGCAGUUACUGUGGUCAAAUUCCUCUAGAAUGUAAAGUGCGUAACAGCCCAGGGCCUUCAUUCCUGUAGUGGAGAAUUCUUUAGGGAAUGAAUAACACUUUUGUGGCCAUCCCGGCUGGGCCAUCAAGGUACUCCUUCUUAGUACCCAACACUUUAAAAAAAUCCUGGAUUUGUCUCUUAAUCUUUUCCUCCCCCUCCCUGCCUCCCCCCCAUUUGACAGACCUCAAGAGUGUCAGAACAUGGAAGUUCACGUACUCAUAUGCACAUGGAAGAAAAUGUGUCCCAUGAUGUUUGUGUUCUGACCCUGAUUACAUAUUUUCUUCAGUGUGAGAGUGCAUUUAAAAGCAAUCUUGGCCUUGCUCACAUCUCUUCCUGCCUUAUAUCCAAAGGCUGGACCUUGAGCUUUUCAAAAACAGUAACUAGGCUUUCUCUGCUACACCUGAAUCCUCCCUGCAAUUAAGAGGAUGUCAGUGCUCUAUUUUGUUUGGUAAAGAUGUGGGUGGUGGUGGACACAAUCCCUGCACCACCACCAUGCCAAGAUCUCUUUCAAAAUACAGAGUCAGUCUAGAAGAGAACUCAACCAAAAUCGGGAGGGAACUUGCAAUUUCCUUGUUACCUCUUCUUUAUUACUUGCCAGUUUUUUUUGAUAGGAAGGAAUUAAAAUCACUACCUCUAUGGCCAGCCUCCUUCAUGUUGUUUCUUUUGGGGACAAUGCCAGCAGCACCUGCUUUGUAAACAACAUUUACAAAAGUUUAUUUCAUCAACUUUAGAUAACAGGGUAUUUGCUGGACAGGCAAAGUGUUUUUUGUUUUUUUGGAUGAAGCAUUCUGGGAUACUGUGGAAUGGCUUUCAAUAUUCAGGGGUUCCAGGUUGACCUGCAUGCUCUGCUGGAGAUUUUGCCUAGUAUAGUCUUGUCUGACGUGAUGUUUCUCAUAUGUUGGACCCUGUGUCCCAUCAUUGCCAGCUAGCUGGGUAAGUCCAAUACACCUGGAAGGCAUGUAGCUAGAGAAGACAGUUUUUGACAGCUGUGGUCAUUCUGGGUCAAGAUAUGAAAUGUGUUCAUAUCUUGACCCACCAUAGCAAAUAAAUUAAUAACCUUGUUGAAAACUCUUCUUUUAUAAGGACUGGACUCAAACCAAUUGGCCAUGAUUGUUGAACUGGCCAUAGUGCUGAAUCCAUGGUACAUAACCCCCCCCCCCCCCCCCCGCCCCAAAGUAGGGUGGUAUUUUACUCUUCUAUCCUGGGUGAAAUGGCAUUUAUCUUUGCUAGGUGAUUAUCACAGCUGUUAUUGAGAUUGCUGGUGAUGGUGGGGAUUGAUAUCUUGUCUGCAGCAGGGCUAGAGAAUGUUCCUUAAAGAUCUCUUUAGAGUUCUCAAGAAGUUGUGAUCUUAGCCAUGUUUGACCUUGGCUAGGGAUUUGGAUAGCAGACUAUUUUUAUAUUUCAAAAUAGGUUGUUGUCUAAAAUCACUCCCCCCCCCCCCUUAUUUUGAACUUUGCUCCUUCCAAUACAUUACUAAAGCCUUGUUGUCUUUUCAUAUCAUGUGAGCUAUAUGUGAUGGGCCUCUAGGACCAGGGAGCUUUGGGGAAUGUACUCUGGUCCAUACAUUGGCAAGUAUCCUGCUUUUUCCCAGUGCCAGAUUUGCUGCUGGCAUCAGAACUGGCCUGAGGUAGAGAUACCUGGCUUUCACCCAUUAGAGGUGCUGGGCCCAUGUGUAUCUGUUAUGCUAAACUGCUCUGCUAGGAAAAGGUCAGCUGUCUUAAUUUUUGUAGCCACAUUUAAGCAGUUUCCCUUGCCUCUCCUAUUUAUAGAUGCCUACAUCCAUUUGGCACAGGAAUGUUCUUAGGAUUGUGACCCACAAAAGACUGAGCUAUAGUAGUUGUCCUGCAAGAGGUGACAUGAUGGCUGACAACUUGGAAUGUGAUUUUCUUCCUAGCACUUUCAGACAUACCUCCUCUCCUACAAGAGUCAGAACACAAGUGAGUCUUUUCAAAGGCUGUCGCUUGAUGGAGGCCUUGUGACUCCAUUUCUCCUUCACAGCCAGGGCUUCAGAAGAGCGUGGGCAGAGCUUCUUUAGGAGUGAAUUCAGUCCAUCAAACUGUUUUUAAAUGAUGUAUAUUUUAUAUUUAAAACAUUUUUGGGGAUGUAUGUAAAAUAGAUUUGUAUUAUUAAAACUUGUAAAUUGUAUAAAAAGAAACAAAGAGCACCUGAUACAAAUGGCAAUAAAUGAUUUUCUUUGAUACAGUA
Messenger RNA from Anolis carolinensis (green anole), 7517 nucleotides. It is a transcript of the gene tmem94, whose product is annotated as transmembrane protein 94. The coding region runs from base 494 to 4618 and encodes 1374 amino acids. The transcript is spliced from 31 exons. Lineage: Eukaryota; Metazoa; Chordata; Lepidosauria; Squamata; Anolidae. The record is from RefSeq and is a predicted model, not a curated record.